GAUAUAACGGAACUGGUUUGGUGUUUUGCUUUUGUUCAAAUUUUUAAGUUCGCAAUUGGGCAAUUAAAACAAGGGAGGCGAUCGUGCGCGAUACAGAAAAUAGCCGUGCAAGAGAGAAAGGGAUCAAGAUGUGGGAGGCGAUCGUUCUAACAGUGGCCGCAACAUCGGGCAACAGCAUCGGGAAAGUUUUGCAGAAAAAAGGCACCGUCGGCCUUCCUCCAUUGGCUCUCAAUUUGAAGGUAAUGCGGGCGUAUGCACUGAGUAAAACAUGGGUUGCAGGCUUUUGUAUUGACAUUCUUGGUGCCUUGUUGAUGCUAAGAGCUGUAUCCCAAGCACCAGUUUCAGUUAUACAGCCGGUUUCUGGGUGUGGCUUAGCAGUGCUCUCUAUGUUCUCACAUUUCUAUUUAAAGGAGACGAUGAAUCCACUGGACUGGCUAGGCAUUGCUAUGGCUGGUGUUGGCACAAUAGGUGUGGGUAUUAUAGGAGAGGAGCAGGAGACGUCAACAAUCUCUUUUCUACAUCUGGCGUGGCUUAUUAUUUCAAUUAUUUUUUUGUUUGGGUUGCUUAAUGGAUGGCUUAGCCUUCGUAGACGUAAACGACGAGCUCAGGAAUUGACACAGACAGAGGUGGUGGAGGAAAUAAUUGCUGGACUAGAAGCAGGCAUCUUAUUUGGACUAGCAGCUGCAAUUUCUAGAAUGGGAUUUUUGCUUUCAGAACAAGGCUUUUCAAAGAUGUCUAUUCCAGUUGGAAUUGCAAUUAGUAUAUGCUGCAGUGGCAGUGGAUUCUUUUACCAGACAAAAGGUUUAAAGCAUGGAAGGGCAAUCGUUGUAUCCACAUGUGCAGCGGUUUCAUCUAUUGUGACUGGAGUGGUUGUGGGCAUGUUUGCCCUUGGUGAAAUGUUGCCCGUUGCUCCAUUUUCACGGAUCUUACUUGUUCUUGGAUGGUCAUUGAUUAUUAUUGGUGUUGUGGUUCUCAUGAGCUCUCACAGAUUAACCUUGCUUUUACCGCGAUCAUUUAGACGACCCAUGCAUGGAAAGCUAAAUGUGCAUAAAACUUCCAACCUUCCAAGACCUGGAUCGUCAAGACUUUGGGAGUCAAGUCCUAGUACCUUUAUAUCAAUGAGCCCCAUGCAUCUGCAUCCUCAAGCAUCUCCAGGAAAAGUGAAAACUUAAAUACUGUGAUAAUUGAAGUCAUAUUCCUGGAUAAAAGGUUACCUCCAUAUUCCAAGCAGAAAGUAUUAACUGACAACAUAUCUGAUUGUGCAAAAAUACCUCAUCUCAUAAAUGUUUGGAAGGUUAUGGAAAUUGGUUUUUUUUAUCAGAGUGGAUGGUCGAGUUAUUGGCAGCGGUGAGUGUCAAUUAUUCUACUGCAUUUGCGUGGAAGCCUUUUCAAUGUUUAAAAGAAAAUUUAUAUUUCAGACCUACUUGCCAUUUUGGCUAUUUCUUCAAUAGUAGUUUAAUUCAUUGAGAUAUGUAACAGCUCAUAGGAAAUGCAUUCAAUACAUUUCCUAGAGGGUUGAAAAUUUGAAGUUCUUUGUGCCCUUCAAGCUUUUUUCUAGUGGCAUAAUCCAUAUUCAAUGCAUUGAAUUUUAUAUUGCGGGCA
Molecule: messenger RNA, 1602 nt
Organism: Cryptomeria japonica (Japanese cedar)
Lineage: Eukaryota; Viridiplantae; Streptophyta; Pinopsida; Cupressales; Cupressaceae
Product: probable magnesium transporter NIPA9
Exons: 9
Coding region: 129-1172 (347 amino acids)
Biological process (GO): magnesium ion transport
Cellular component (GO): membrane
Molecular function (GO): magnesium ion transmembrane transporter activity
Source: RefSeq, a predicted model, not a curated record